CCCCUCGAGGGGCGGUGAUCGUCCCGGCCCGCGGUGUAGGUGCGUCGGAGAAGCUCCGCAGGUUGGGGACUCGGCAGCCACUGGCCGGCGGGCACGAGUGGGCGCGCUCCGGGUGUGGGGCUCGAGCGGCGCGGCCGCGGGGCAGACCCUCGGGCGGGUGAGGACCUGACGCCUCGCUUCCCCGCCCCCUGUUGUGUUUUCCCUCAGACGGCCGGCCGCCGGGGGAACCGCGGCCGCCCCCUCGCCCGGGGGUCGCUCCCUCGCAUCCUCGGGGCGGCGGGAAGGAAGAGGCGGCGGCGGCCGCAGCGCGGGUGGGCGGCCUGAGGUGAGAGCCCGGCCGGCCCCGCUGGGAAUAUGGCGACCGGUGGCUACCGAACCGGCGGCGGCGGCGGCAGCGGCAGCACCACAGACUUCCUGGAGGAGUGGAAGGCGAAGCGCGAGAAGCUGCGCGCCAAGCAGAGCCCCCCGGGCCCGGCCGCCCCGGGAGGGGGCGGUAGCGACGCGGCCGGAAAGCCCCCGUCCGGGGCUCUCGGCACCUCGGCGGCAGCCGCGACCAACGAGCUCAACAACAACGUCCCGGGAGGCGCGGCCGCACCUGCCGCCCCCGGGGGCGUGCACUGCGCGGCGGGACCCGCGGCGCUGACCCGGGCGGCCCCCGGCCCGCGGCGGCCGGAGGACGAGCCCCUCGCGGGCGCCGCCGCCGCCGCCUCGGGGGCACCGCCGGCCCGGGGCGACGAGGAGGAGCGGGACGGCGCCCCGGAGAAGGGCAAGAGCUCGGGCCCCAGUGCCAGGAAAGGCAAGGGGCAGAUCGAGAAGAGGAAGCUGCGGGAGAAGCGGCGCUCCACCGGCGUGGUCAACAUCCCCGCGGCGGAGUGCUUAGAUGAGUAUGAAGAUGAUGAAGCAGGACAGAAAGAGCGGAAACGAGAAGAUGCAAUUACACAACAGAACACAAUGCAGAAUGAAGCUGUCAGCUUAUUAGAUCCAGGCAGUUCCUAUCUGCUACAAGAGCCAUCUAGAACAGUUUCAGGCAGAUACAAAAGGUAAGAAUCCUUAAGUUAUGACUUACAACAUACUGUAGAUGUGACUGUA
This is a messenger RNA of Hipposideros armiger (great roundleaf bat), 1089 nucleotides long. RefSeq names its product pro-apoptotic WT1 regulator (gene PAWR). NCBI's taxonomy places the organism in Eukaryota, Metazoa, Chordata, Mammalia, Chiroptera, Hipposideridae. Gene Ontology annotation, biological process: positive regulation of apoptotic process; apoptotic process. The record is from RefSeq and is a predicted model, not a curated record. The coding region runs from base 355 to 1044 and encodes 229 amino acids. The transcript has 3 exons. Gene Ontology annotation, cellular component: cytoplasm.